AUGGGAUCGAGCACGCAUUCUCCGUACUCAAAACAUAAACAACAACGACCCAUUGAUGAGGAGCAGCCGGGAGGACGCCUUGAGUCGUCGAAGCAGCGACGGCGACUGAUUAUGACGCGCGUCCGCCCGCGCCGCGAUCUCUCUCGUCACCUCCUGCCAUUCUCAUCCUCCGGGACCUUCCAUCUUCCCCUCAGCCCGAUCCUCCUCAUCAUCGGUCUCCUCCUCGUAAACGGCGCGCUCUCCUGCAGCGAAAAGAAGCCCCAGAGUCGCGAAUCCGAAGCCGAAACAAACCAUUCCCCCGUGGAGCUCGAGGAUCCCCAACGGUGGAUGCAAACCAGUCCGUUGAAACGUUCCCGAUCGAGCAACGAUCUACGAUUUCCCCUGGCGGAGACCGAGAUCGCGAGCAAUUACUACGAGGUACGCAGACGCCACGAGAAGCGCAAGUUCCGUCGCGAGAAGGACGCGAAGAUCGAGAUCGAGGCGAAGAGGAAGAAGAAAACAGUCCACAAAUUGGACAGAAAGGCCACCUCGAGCUCCUCCGGGCCAGGAUCGGUCUUCGAUUGCGAAGAAUGCCAGCUCCGCUCGAACUCGAGGACCCUCCGGAGGAACAGGUCCGACAGAGUCGCGGAUAAUCCAGGAGAGAAGGACAACAAUGGGACGGAGAGUCCGGUCGAUCCGCCGGAAGUGAAUGGCGGCUCGCGGGCCUCGAACGCGAGCAACGAGGAGGAGCCUUUCACGGGCUUCGAAGGCUCACAGAAGUUCCCCAUAAAAGUGACGUACAAGCCGCCCGUCGCCCAUCAAGUGGAGAAGUUCGACAGAAGGCACUUCGGGCCGCCGAAAAUGGACGUCCCGGAGACCACCGCGUCGUCGUACUCUACUACGAUAUCUCCAGAUCUGCCCAAGAGCCCGGGCAGAGACGUUCUCCAUCGACAUCGGAAAGUCGACGACGCCGACGAGGAGGGACGCCAGGAAACGAUCGACGCCAACGAGAACGCGAACGACACCGACGAUUUCUGGCUGCCCGGCGCGUCUUCCGGCAGACGGUCCUCGAGCAUAGCCAGCGGGAAAUCCCCGUCGGAGGAGAAACGAGCCCCUGUGUCCUCGUCGACGUCUUAUCCGACAUUGACGUCCACCGUCGGUGAGAAGGAUUUGGAGAACGAAUCGCGCGUGGAAGAGGAGGAGGAGGAGGACAUUGUCACGGAGACGAACACGAAAUCGACGGACAAGGUGAACGUGACCAUCUUGGGGCUGUUCGAGAUGACGAGGGGCGCGGAGCCUAGACCGGAUGGCCCCAGCGAGCUGCAAGCUGCCAGAUUGGCUGUCGAGAGGGUCAACGAGAUGAACGUCCUGUCCAAGUUCAGGCUGCGUCUCAUUCACAACGACACCAAGUGCGACGCGGGCGUGGCGGUUGACAGAUUCUUCCACGCUAUCUAUUCCGCGAAGAAGGAUGACCUGAUACCGCUCUUGCUGGGCACCGCCUGUUCGGAGGUCACGGAAACGUUGGCCAAAAUCGUGCCAUACUGGAACGUGAUUCAGGUCUCCUUCGGGUCCACCGCGCCAGCCCUCUCGGAUUCUACCGAGUUUCCACUGUUCCUGCGAACUGUUGCGCCCGAUUCCAGUCACAACUCGGCCAGGAUAGCUUUUAUUAAGCAUUUCGGAUGGGAAGCCGUCACUGCACUCUCGCAGAACGGUGACAUGUACUCUCUGGCCGUGAACGAUCUGGUCACGGAACUGGAGCAAGCGAACAUCACAUGCACGGCGACCAUCACGUUCGCGGAGAACGAUUACAAGGAGCAGCUGCGGACUUUGAAAGAGUUGGACACGAGAAUCAUCAUCGGGAGUUUCUCACCGCGGCUGGCGUCCCGUGUUUUCUGCGAGGCGUGGAAGCUGGGCAUGCACGGGGGCGACUAUGCGUGGAUCUUGCCAGGCGACAUGAUCGACCUGUCGGGAAUGACGGGCAAUUGGUGGCACUCGGAACCCGAGGAAUGCACACGGUCGCAGCUGUCGCAAACUUUGGAUGGCUUGAUCAUCGUCCAGAGCUACGGAUCCGCCUUGGGAAACGAGAUUAGCUCGUCGGGCCUGACGAGCAGCAAAUUCAAAACGGAAUUGGCCAAGAGGGGUGUGACGCAUUCGAAAUUCGCCGCGCAGACCUACGACGCUGUGUGGGCCAUGGCCCUGGCCCUCGAAAGGGCCGAAAUCAUUCUGAACGAGGAGAAUACGAGCAUGACGGAGUACACGCACGCGAGGAAGGACAUCGCGACGGAAUUAUUGGAACAGCUGAAGCUUUUGCGUUUUGUUGGAGUCUCGGGACCAGUUUCGUUCGAUGGCGCCGAUCGAGUGGGCAUCACGGCGUUCUAUCAGAUGCACGGCCACGUCGCCAGCAGGAUAGCGAUUUUCAGCCCGGAAGAUGGAAAGCUGAUAAUGAAUUGUCCAAAAUGCGCGCCGACCAGAUGGCCCGACGGACAUCCCCCCGCGGCACAAAGGGUUGUUCGGUUAAGAGUGGUGACUGUAGCACCUGCGGCCUUCCUGGCCGUUACCUGCCUCGCCAGCGUCGGCGUCACCCUGGCGCUCGCGUUCUUGGCGUUCAAUUUGCACUUUCGCAGACACAAGGGCAUAAAACUCUCGAGCCCCAGGCUGAAUAAUAUGGCCGCUGUUGGCUGUGGUCUCGUCUAUGGUGCUGUCAUCCUUCUGGGUCUGGAUCACGCCACCCUUCCUGACAGCGACGAUUAUUAUCCUGCAGUGUGCACGGCGAGAGUGUAUCUGUUGUCGGCUGGCUUUUCCUUGGCUUUCGGCUCGAUGUUCACCAAGACGUAUCGCGUGCAUCGGAUUUUCACCAGAAGCAGAAGCGGCGUGGUCAAGAAUAAGUUGCUUCAAGAUACCCAACUGAUAAGCUUAAUUUGCGCCCUUCUACUGAUAGACGGUCUCGUGGUGACCCUGUGGGUGACGUUCGACCCCAUGCAGCGUCACCUGCGAAACUUAACCUUGGAGAUUAGCCCGCAGGACAGGGGCGUCGUCUAUCAAACUCAGGUGGAGGUGUGUCGUUCUCAGCACACGAACAGCUGGCUGGGCGCCCUUUACGUGUACAAAGGCUUGCUGCUGAUCGUCGGGGUCUACAUGGCGUGGGAAACGAGGCACGUAAAAAUACCGGCGUUGAACGAUUCGCAGUACAUCGGUAUGAGCGUUUAUUUCGUGGUGAUCACAUCGGGGAUCGUGGUGGUGUUGGCUAAUUUGAUGUCGGAUCGCGCGACCCUGGCCUUCGUCACGAUAACCGCCCUGAUCUUGGCUUCGACGACCGCGACGCUGGCGUUGCUGUUCCUCCCCCAGCUGGCGAACAUCCUGGCCGGGGAGAGGGCUGAUCCUGUCGUGCAAAGCCUCGGUUUGAAGAUCGAGUGCAACACAAGGAGAUUUGUGACGGACGAUAGAACCGAGCUUCAGUACCGCGUGGAGGUGCAGAACCGCGUGUACCGUCGUGAAAUGGCGCAGCUGGAGCUGGAAUUGGCCAGAUUGGAGAAACAAUUGGCACAGGAGCCCGUCGAACCAUCGCACGCUUCGUCGAGCGCAUCGAUCCCGCAACGCAAUCCUAGCAUCGGGGGCGGUCUGCCUUUGUUAUUGCUCAGUGUACUUCCGCCGGUCAUCCCAAGGGCUAGUUGGCCAUCCGCGGACCCAUCCGGGAUGCGUCGAGGUACCGUAGCGUUUAGCAGCCAACCGGACCUGGAGCCGAACGGACCCAGGAGGAGCCUGGCGGACAUUUACAAGCUCCAUCAACGACGGGAAACGGAAGGACCGAACCGUUUGGGAGUUUUUCAGAGACUUUUCGGCCUCUUUGGCAGUCGUCCCGCCAGCAGGAAAACGUCGACAGCCUCGUUCUCGGGAGUAGCGUCGGCACUGCGGGUUCACAUGGGCUACAUCGCUGGUCUGGUGCCAGGCACGAAAGCAGCGUCUACCUGUCAGGUUAACGCUCAAGGCACUCGUCCGCCUCAUCCCCGGUGUGGUUCCGGACCAAUAAUUAGUAUUACUAGCGAAGAAGAUCGCAGAUUAAGCCUGGGGCUGCGACGUAAAGAGAGCAGCGAGCCCAGAGUCAAUUUCAGCCUACCGCCCAAGGCGAGCACCAGCCAAACGUCCUCGCGGGAGAAAAUUCGCGGUUCGCCGCGAUUCCCCCAUCGUAUAGUACCGGCGAACAGUUUGAACGCCAUCGCGCCGGGUUCCUCGAUCUCGCAGUCCCAUCGAUGGCACUCGAUGGAGGACGCGAGGAAAACGAAGGUGGCACAACUGGCGCGGGGCUCGUCGUGCAGCCCCAGCUGCGACGUGUGGGCCACCCGCGAGGUCGGGAUCCCGUUGAGCGAGCUGGGUGACGGUAACCGGGCCAAGAAGCCGCCGGAAUCGUUGGUUUUGCCCUCCACGACCGAGUCGGACCCUCCUCGCGACCACUCGAGGAAAAGCUCCGCGGAGAACGACGCCCAGGGAACCCUCAGUCCGGCGGAAUCCGAGUUGAAAACCGCGCGAUCGACGUCCUCCUCGUCGUCCACGUCGACCAACGCCAGGACAUUCGCCGGCACGAACGACCAUUCGUCCUCCGAAUCGUCGACCGGUAUCCCGCGAUCGGACACAAGUACAAAUUUCGUUCAAGAACCGGAGGACCCGUCGACGAAUCCGGAAGUUGAGGAUGAGACGGAGGAUCGUGCGAACGCGUAAAGCGAAACUACGAAUUAUCGCGGGGGAGACGCUUCUGAAAUACGGCGGUCAACAGUCGAAAUCGAUCGCGCCGACCAUUUUAGAAUUACGAUCUACAGAAAUCAGGAAUUCUGUUAUCUUCCUAUCACUAGCCUCCCGGAUCUCUCGAUUGUGAUUUAAAGAAUUUUAUACGAUAAAUCGUUCGGUUUGCCAAAAUGAAAAGCAUUGGAAUUAAUAUGCUUCGAGAAUCUUAUAAUUCUAAAAUCAUCAUGGCGGUCGAUCUCGACUAUAUCUCUCUUUCUCCUAUCUCUAAGACGAAUGGCAUAAAAGAGGGCACAGGCAAAUUUCCAAAGAACACGACACCCGACUGUAUAAUCUUUACGUCUUUUCUCGGCGGGAAAGGAUCGUGCAAGUCCUCUGUUCACGCGACAAUCUUCCGUAAAUCGUGUCCACGUGGUGCAGGAUCAAGCUCAAAUUCGUCCGCGCGUUAAUUCGCCGCGGGUUCGAUGAACAUAAUCGUUGUUUUAAAUCCAAUCGUGUGUGUUCCUUAGUAAUUGUGCCAAAGACAAGAAUCCAGGACCCGUAACAGUAUACAGCUGAUCGACUUUAUGGAUUAUGGAGGGACCAAAGUACACCAAGUUCUUUUCGUUGACCCGAAAUUUAUUUUUAAUCGACGACGAGAGCCCGUAAAUGUUAAUGGAGGCAUCGUUUAACCGGCGAGCGUGGUCGUUCCCGACCGCACGUUUAUCGUACGCUGCAUAGUUUCCCAGAAGAAAAUAAAAAACCGACACGCUAACGCCAUCUGUCGGUGAACGCCGGUACUUUCGUUCUUUUCUUCUCGGAGCGUAACAAUGCGAUCUCGAAGUGGCGCGAAAUCGUGGAAUGCGAGCUGGGAGUACUCUUACAGGUCCAAACGUCAAAGUGUUCAGUGCCCUAAAACCCUUCCUUCAGUACCUGCACUCGGUGUAAUUACAAAAACAAAAACAAAAAAAAAAAAAUAUUUCUUCGUAAUACAGAACCAUGGAAGACAAAGAGUAACGGUAAUUAUGAAUGUCGGGGAA
Colletes gigas is the source of this 5732-nucleotide messenger RNA. It is a transcript of the gene GABA-B-R3, whose product is annotated as gamma-aminobutyric acid type B receptor subunit 2. The transcript is spliced from 19 exons. Gene Ontology annotation, biological process: G protein-coupled receptor signaling pathway; gamma-aminobutyric acid signaling pathway. Bases 1 to 4692 code for a protein of 1563 amino acids. Gene Ontology annotation, cellular component: G protein-coupled receptor heterodimeric complex; membrane. The record is from RefSeq and is a predicted model, not a curated record. Gene Ontology annotation, molecular function: G protein-coupled GABA receptor activity. NCBI's taxonomy places the organism in Eukaryota, Metazoa, Arthropoda, Insecta, Hymenoptera, Colletidae.